AAUAUAGUCGUUCUUUAAAGGCAGUCGGAAUGCGAUUGCCUCAUUAGAGCCACUGUCACCAUAACGUAGUAGUCGUAAAGCAAGCUGUGUCCGCUAAAAACACGAGAGUUCAGACGUAUCAGGCGGUAUUGAGAAGCAGACAAAAACAGUUUGAAAAGAACAUCUGGACAUCAUGCCUACUGAGAUUAAAGCUUCAAAGCCCGGGCCAGUUCGCCCGAAAACACUAGACAUCAUAGUAGCUGCAAUUGAAGACUUAAACGAGAAGAACGGAGCGUCUGUGGUCGCCAUCAAACAGUGGAUUCUCACUAAAUACCCAGAAAUCCCCGAAAGUAGACUGAAAGUUAUGAUGAAAAAGGGCUUGGCAAAGGGCAUCGAAAGUGAAGUUAUCGUCAGGCCGAAGAAAUCGUUAGCGUCAGUAGGCAUGACUGGGCGCUUCAAGAUCGGAAAGCCACCAAAACCAGUCAAACCUCCCAAAAAGAAAUCCGAGAAAGGGAAAGAGAACAAGAAACCUCGCAAAAAGCCAGCACCCGAAAAUGGAUCGUCGGCUGACGAGAAAGCACCCACUCCAAAGAAGGCUGCCAAGACGUCUAAACCUAAAAAGUCCGCAGCCACCAAACCUCGCUCAGCGAGCAGUUCACCAGUUAAAAAAGUAAGCAAGUCAAAGAAGGCGGCUCGUAGAAGUAAAUCUCAUUCCCCGCUCAAGAGUAACGCGAAGAAAUCUGCUUUAGACAAAAUUGGAAAAUCUCCGUCUAUCAAAAAAUCGAAAUCGAAAUUAAAGACAACUGAAAAGGUAAAAGGGAAACAACCCAAAUCAAAAGCACUGAAAAAGACUGCAAAAAAGUGAUUCAUAAAUACGCUUGAUGUAGCCUCAAAGAAUGCGAACUUUCAAUUAGUAAAUAUUCUGAUGACGGCAAGAUUAGAUACGAUAUCAAUGAUGUAAAAUAAGUUUAAUGUAAAUGAGAUGUAUAGAUUGUUUGCUUGUUGGAAUGGUUUUAAUCUACCAACUUAAGUUGGCAGUGGCGUUUCUGUUAAUCAGCACUUGCCGAUGGUACAUAAAUUCAAUUUUAAGAGUAAAUAUUAUAAUUAUCAUUAUUUGUAUUUGUUUGUAAAAAUAAAAAUGAAAAAUAUUAAAA
Messenger RNA from Anneissia japonica, 1133 nucleotides. Its product is annotated as sperm-specific protein PHI-2B/PHI-3-like. Gene Ontology annotation, cellular component: nucleosome. Gene Ontology annotation, biological process: nucleosome assembly. The record is from RefSeq and is a predicted model, not a curated record. The transcript has 2 exons. Gene Ontology annotation, molecular function: DNA binding; structural constituent of chromatin. NCBI's taxonomy places the organism in Eukaryota, Metazoa, Echinodermata, Crinoidea, Comatulida, Comatulidae. Bases 173 to 844 code for a protein of 223 amino acids.